This is a messenger RNA of Cheilinus undulatus (humphead wrasse), 2645 nucleotides long. RefSeq names its product fibrous sheath CABYR-binding protein-like. Lineage: Eukaryota; Metazoa; Chordata; Actinopteri; Labriformes; Labridae. The transcript is spliced from 12 exons. Bases 217 to 1644 code for a protein of 475 amino acids. The record is from RefSeq and is a predicted model, not a curated record.
CACGUGCGUAUGUUUUAGGUGGGGGGGAGACGCCUGCAUGCGUGUCCCUCUGUCCGUGACUCUCCACGCCCACCAUCUUUCAUCCCAGUGCUCCCAUAGGUUCGGUUCAAAGGUAACAACGAGACCGGGGGCUCUAUAAAGAUCCACUUUGUUCCCUCUGCCUCUUUGCUCGCUCCAUUUCUUCGGUUCGUGUCGUUUUCUUCAGCGUCCAUCAAAAUGCCCAGCAAGAGGAAGAAGAACAAGCGCCGCAUGAGGAGGGUGCAGGCCCAGCGGCGAGCCCUCGAAGAGCAGCAUGCAGCCAACCCACCGGUCAAAGCGAGCCCAGGGAUUGCUGUGAGUGCGCCCCCUGCAGCAGCCCCAAAGAAAGUGGUUAAAGCUCCAGAACCAGCUCCUGUAAAGAUCCCAGAGCCCGUUCCCAUUGCGGUCCCCAUUGUGGAAGCGCCCAAAGAAGAACCAAAACCAGUUGUGGUAGAACCUGUAGUAGAGCCCGUCCCGGCUGAGGUAGAGGUACCAGAGCCUGUUCCUGAACCUGAGCCUGAGCCCGAACCUGUGGUGGUGGAACAGACUCCUGCAGAAGUCGAGGUUGAAGUCCCAGCACCGGUCAUUGAAGAAGAACCAGUUGUUGAGACUCCAGAACCAGAAGAGCCUUGUAUAGUUGAAGCUGAAGCUGAGAUUGUACCAGAGGCUGAACCUAUCAUUCCUGAAACAGAACCAGUUGAGGCGACACUCCCAGUUGAGGUUCCAGUAGAGGCUCCUGCUGAGACAGAGGUUGUGACAGAGGAGACUUCAAUCAUUACCACAGAGACACAGACAUUUGUUGUCUGCGAGACAGAGACUGAAGUGGUGGCUGAGGCUUUGGCAGAGGAGGUUGAAGUCAUUGAAGCCGAGGUAGAGGCAGCCGCCACAGAAGAUGUCCCCGUACCAGAGCUCAUUACUGAAGUGACUGAAGAACCCGUGGAAGAAACAGAGCCCACCGUAGAAGAGGAGCUGACAGAAACUGUGGAGGAGAUUAUCGAGGUGGUACCUGAGCCUGCAGAGGUGGCCGUGUGUCCUGCUGCUCCGGCUGAGGAUGAAGCUGAAGAAGUAGAAGUGUUGGCUGAAGAAGCACCUGAAGUUCCUGCAGAGCCUGAAACGAUAACAGAGGAGGCCCCAGCCCCACAUGCAGAAAUCCCAGAGGUGCCAGUCACCCUCCCUGAGGCUCCAGUGGAAGAGGUAGAAGCCCCCGUACCUGAAGUCGUGGAGGCUCCUCCUGCCACACAGGAAAUCCCUGAGAGUCUGGUUGAUGACUUUGUUGUCACAGAAUCUGCAUCAGCAGUUGAGGUCGCCAUCGCUGAGUCUGCUGCUGUUGAGCCGGAAAUUGAGGAAGUGAGCGACAUCCCAAUCGCCCAGAUUGAAACUGUACCUGUGACGCCCGCUGAGCCAGAGCCUGAGCCUGUUGUGGCCCCUGAGGAGGAAUUGAUCAUUGAUGCCACCGCCGCACAGAAGUGUCUGGAUGUGAUGUCAGAAGAGUUUAAGACAGAAAUCUGUGACAUGCCUUGUCAGAUGCAACUUGCUGUGGAGUCUGUGCAGCUCAGCUCAUCGGAGAUGACAGUGGAGACAUCAAUAAAUGGACACAUUGUUCCAGAGGUUUCUAUUGAGGGCUAAAUGCAUAUCGAACAGCUUGGAGGAUCUUUUUGUCUUUAUUCCCCUUUGGUCAUCAGGAGGACUCAAAGCUUGCAGGGAGUCAGCCAACAGACCAUUUUUUUAUUUUAUUUUGUAGGGCUUACGACAGAACUGCCAGGAAAUUGAAGGGACAUCCACACUACGAAGUGCCUUUCCGGCCCUUGUUCCUGUCAAAACAUCAAAACCAGAUGUCAAAAUGCCAAGAAGGCAGCAGAACAGACUGUUUUCACUGGUGUGCGGAAAUGAAAACAAACACAUUUUGACUCAUUUUUCUGUAUUUCUCCCCAAAAGCAUGCGCAGUGGAGUUGCAUCAGGAGUGGAAGCAGGUGCACUCAAGAGAUGAGGAGUUCUAAAAUCAAGAUAAACGGCAGAGCCUGGUGUUUCUUGUUAGGUCACAUCUCUCUAGAGCAUCUGCUUCCACUCAGACACUCACUGCAUGUGAAAACUGUAGAUCUGCUGAAUGUGGCCAUGUUUUUCUUUUCCCUGAGCCUAUUUUAAAAAGGCGAGAGGGAACACUUGUUCUGUUAUUUUGUUUCUCAUCUCAAACUCACAGAUUUCACUCACAGGGCCUUUUUCACCCUCAAAGAGACACAUCUGUAACCUUUCCCUUUUGUCUUCAUUUCUUUCCUCCUCUGUCCUCCUGUUCCCUCACUGCCUCCAUUAAGUGCCGUUUUUAAGCUCAGUGUGAUGCUAACAUCCAUCCCGGAGCUUUGGAGAUCUCGAUUUCACGGCCAUCAGUCCUUGAGAAUGACAGUUUGAGGGGAUGAGCUGAGGUCUUGUUUUUCUGUUCCUAUUGUCUCACUUUCUCCUUUUUUUUAAAAAUUUGUUUUGUAUAGACCAUAUGAUGUGAUACAGUUUUGUGUUCAAAGUCUGUGCUCUGGAGGGGAAAUGUUAUGUGACCUGGUUAGGGGUAUAACCGUUGGGCAGGGCUGUUGAUGGGCUGAUUUUAUCCACCUUUGAAAUAAAGCUGUAACUCAUCAUUA